Messenger RNA from Polyodon spathula (Mississippi paddlefish), 927 nucleotides. It is a transcript of the gene top6bl, whose product is annotated as DUF4554 domain-containing protein. The record is from RefSeq and is a predicted model, not a curated record. Gene Ontology annotation, biological process: meiotic DNA double-strand break formation. The transcript has 7 exons. Bases 1 to 927 code for a protein of 308 amino acids. Lineage: Eukaryota; Metazoa; Chordata; Actinopteri; Acipenseriformes; Polyodontidae.
AUGUGUGCCGAUGCAGCUCUGUGCACUGCAGGUGCAGCCUGUCCCGAUGUGAGCUACACCCUGAGCUGUGAAGAGGACAAGGCUGUGCAGCAGACUCUCUGCCUGUUCCUGUUCAUCGAGCACAGGGAUACUUUCCACUCCCAGCUUCCCGAUCUCAUAGGGAAUCACGACUUGGUUGUGGAGCACUUGGACCAGGUUCUGCACUCGAGUGCAGAGAUCGUUAGGACAUCGCUUCACUCCCUGCUCCACACAGCCUUGGGGGAGCUUCAGAAAAGACACAAGGACCAGAACAAGAUGAGGUGUGCACUCCGAGUGAUUCGAGAUUCUGUUUCCAGUAUUGUAGCGAGCAGCACCAGCCAAGACUUCAGAGCAGCCUGUCUCAGCAGCAUGCAGGUGAUGGGCUGUCUUAACAUCACAAGAGUCCAUGACACUCCGGAGCUGGUUGCAUCCGUUCACAGAUCUCUGCUGGAGACUGCUGAGAACCGCUGCCGGCCUAGCAGGACCUGUGUCAACAGGAAGAGUUUGACAGCUCCUGAGAGAGUUCCUCCAGAACCCAGCCGAGGGGAACUGUCAGAGACAGAGGACGACAUACUGGAGGACUUGUGUGCUGCUUUCUCAGAUCACAGUGAAGAAGAAGCCUCUGCUACAGACCAGAUGAGACCCAGCACUUCUAAGAGGCACUGGGAGCCUGCAGCAGAGGAUGAGCAGCCAGCUCAGUGUAAAGAGAGGAGGAGAGCCCUGUACCCACUGCACCAUUCCCCAGGCCAGCAGUACCUCUGCACUCAGCCAGCAGAACCGGGCAUCUCUGUGAGCAGGGCUACAGGGGCACAAGCAGGCCAGUACGAAGGCAAAGAAAACCAGAUUCAGUCUUCACAGGAGGAGUUGCUGUGGCUGCAGGAGGUCUCCAAUCUUUCUGAAUGGAACUAG